This is a messenger RNA of Dictyostelium discoideum AX4, 1251 nucleotides long. RefSeq lists its product as hypothetical. NCBI's taxonomy places the organism in Eukaryota, Evosea, Eumycetozoa, Dictyosteliales, Dictyosteliaceae. The transcript has 2 exons. The record is from RefSeq and is a predicted model, not a curated record. Bases 1 to 1251 code for a protein of 416 amino acids.
AUGAUUGAUCAUUCAUCAACCAAUAAUACAACCAACAAAAAUAAUAAUAAUAAUAAUAAUAAUAAUAAUAAUAAUAAUAAUAAUAAUAAUAAUAAUAAUAAUAUUAGAAUACAUAAUGAAUUAAAAGAUGGUAAAUUAUUAAAUGAAAAAGGUGAAUUAAAUGAAUGUGGAAUUUCAACUAAAGUUAUUAAAGAAUAUGAUAGAAAUUCAAUUAAAGUUAAAAAUUAUAGAAUUAAAGAAUGGGAUUAUUAUUUUAUUACAAAUUCUAGGAUUGGUAUUGCAUUAACAUUUGGUGAUAUUGGAUAUAUUGGGAGUGCAGGUGUAACAUUAUUCAAUUUUGAUGAGCCAUCUUACAAGACCCAAUCAGAUUUAACCCUAUGUCCAUUUGGUAAAUUUAAUUUCCCAAAUUAUCCACAUACAAUCCAAAAAUUAGAAUAUAAUUCUUCAAAAAUUAAAUUAUCAUUUGAAAAUAUUAAUAAUAAUGAAAAUGAAAAUGAAAAUGAAAAUGAAAAUGAAAAUGAAAAUGAAAAUGAAAAUGGAAUUAUAAAACAUUUAAAAUGUAAUUCAAAAAAUUUUGAUGGUAAAGGUAAUGAAUUAAUUAUUGAUAUAAAAUUAACAAAUUUACCAAAACAUUCAAUGGUAAUUGCAACACCCUUUGAUAAUUAUCCAAAUUCAUUCUAUUAUAAUUGUAAAACUAAUAAUAUGGUAGCUCAAGGUACAAUUAAAUUAAAUGAUAAAACUCAUUUAUUUAAUCCUGAAAAUUCUUUAGCUGUAUUAAAUUGGGGUAGAGGAGUUUGGCCAAUGCUUGAAUUAAUAACAUGGUAUUGGGGUAGUUUAUCUUGUAGAUUAGAUGAUAAUGAUAAUAAUAAUGAUAAUUAUUUUAAUAAUAAAACAUUUGGAUUUAAUAUUGGAUAUGGAUUUGGUAAUACAUCAGCAGCAACUGAAAAUAUGAUAUUUUUAGAUGGAAUAGCUCAUAAAUUUGAUGAAAUUAAAUUUGAAAUACCAAAAAAGUUAGAAACCGAUCAAGAAGAUUAUAUGAGUGAUUGGAAAUUUACAUCGAAUGAUAAAAGAUUAGAAAUGACUUUUAAACCAAUUAUAAAUCGUUAUGAAAAUACAAAUCUACUCUUAAUUAAGACUACUACCAAUCAAGUAUUUGGUAAUUUCAGUGGAACUGCAAUCUUAGAUGAUGGUACUUUAAUUAAUUUUAAAAAUAAAUUAGGUUUUGCUGAAAAAGUUUGUAAUAAAUGGUAA